CAUGUGGCGCCCCCUUGUGAUCAGCAAUCAUUCCAUGCUGCCUAGUUAUACGUGUCUUUUUAAUGUAUAAAUGGCUUUUAAAAUAUUAUCCAGACUCACCACGUUAAAUCUCCAAAUAAAGGGUCCCCAGACUGGCUUCACUGCGUUAAGUUCUGGCUGUAGUUUGUCAGUGGAACACGACCGACAGAACCGGCGCUUCACUGUUACUCCAGGCAGCGGGGCAGGCGGCCAUGCAGAAUUUGCAGUGCUGCAAUACAAAUUCACCGGAGAAAAGGAAGUUGACUUAGUGUCAACGUAUGUUCCCGAUACAUUUAGGGGCCAAGGUGUUGCUGCUUUGCUCUCACAGGCUGCCAUGGACUUUCUGGUUGAAGAAAACCUCAAGGCUCACAUCUCCUGCUGGUAUAUAAAGAAAUACAUCGAGGAUCACCCGAUAAAAACGUAUAAAGGACUUGUGAUCCCUUGACUGCAGCUUGAUUUUGAAGUACAGCUAGUGAUGCUACCUCAAAUUAUCUACAACCAAAAUCUGUCAAAAAUAAUCUGAAUAGAUAUUUCAACUUGUAAAUUGUUGUUUGGCAACUUGAAAUAUGUGAAUGUGUUAUUAAUUUUGUAUCAGAAAGCACUUGAAUCUUUUUUAAUCCAUAAUGAGUUUAUCAAUAGUUUCUCACAAAGUAUUCAUAUUUUUUAAUGAUUUAAUAUAUGGAAAAUAAAUGCAAAUGUUAGCAAGGCAUAA
Molecule: messenger RNA, 730 nt
Organism: Eleginops maclovinus (Patagonian blennie)
Lineage: Eukaryota; Metazoa; Chordata; Actinopteri; Perciformes; Eleginopidae
Product: protein NATD1-like
Exons: 3
Coding region: 71-463 (130 amino acids)
Source: RefSeq, a predicted model, not a curated record